This is a messenger RNA of Talaromyces rugulosus, 3165 nucleotides long. RefSeq lists its product as uncharacterized. Gene Ontology annotation, biological process: deadenylation-dependent decapping of nuclear-transcribed mRNA; ubiquitin-dependent protein catabolic process. Gene Ontology annotation, cellular component: P-body; nucleus; ribonuclease H2 complex. NCBI's taxonomy places the organism in Eukaryota, Fungi, Ascomycota, Eurotiomycetes, Eurotiales, Trichocomaceae. Gene Ontology annotation, molecular function: RNA 7-methylguanosine cap binding; cysteine-type deubiquitinase activity. The record is from RefSeq and is a predicted model, not a curated record. The coding region runs from base 1 to 3165 and encodes 1054 amino acids. The transcript is spliced from 7 exons.
AUGCUAGCCCUCCAAUCUUCGCGAAAGUCCGCCGACUCGGCCCCUUCCUUCACCGAUUGCUGUACGCCAAAUGUCCUGCCCUGCAAAGUUCACCAUGAUGGCCCUGUCGAACUGUCGCAACGGUACUGGAAACCAGUCAAUGACGACAAAGACGACAAUCGCACCGCCUAUUUCCGCGGCCGGAAGUUGCGAGGCAGACGAGUUCAGCUCCCAGAUGGUUACCAGGGAGUCGUUGCCGUGCCCACAGAUCGUGUGCUUCCCGUUGCGAACAAGGCGCCUGAGGAUCAGGAUACAGAUGCAGUGGCCGAUGAGCCCAUCAAAGCUCUAGAAGCUCAGUCGACUUUUGACGACUUUAUUGUUUGGGACCAUGAGACUUUAGCGGCAGCAGAUGAUACAUUUGUGAAAGGAGUAGAGGAGUGGAUCAAGUUUGCAGAAGUGAUACACGAUACCCCAGAGAAGCAAACCGAAAAUGGCAGAUUUCCAUGCCCUGGUGCUUCAAUAUUUCCAGAAGAAAAAGUCCAACGGGAAAUCGCUGUGAUGCGAUUCCUUGAACAUUUCACCAACAUCCGUAUACCUCACAUUUUACAUUCUGGAAUGACCGAGGAAAGUCCGUGUGGUCUAGGGCCGUUUAUUGUCAUGGGGUAUGAUGCUCUUAACAUCCCUGGUCGUUCGCGUGAUGAGAGGCCUAUCAUGAACCCCGACAUUUCACCGGAAAGACUCGAAUUGGUUUAUAGUCAAAUGGCAGAUAUUUUGCUACAAUUAUCUAGUCAUUCCUUCUCGGAAAUUGGCUGUAUUUCUAAGGCCAAUGAAGAUGAUGAAUUUGACGACAAAUGGGUGGUAAAGCACCGCCCACUUACAUUUAAUAUGACUGAAUUGGUUCAACUUGGAGGCUUUCCAGAAAAGUUGCUUCCUCAACAUACAUUUACAACCGCUUCCUCAUAUUAUGAAUCACUUGCUGAAAUGCAUAUGGCCCACUUGUCUUCUCAGCGAAACGAUGCAAUUGAGUCCGCGGAAGAUUGCCGACAAAAGUACAUUGCAAGAUGUCUAUUUCGUAAGAUCACUCGAGAAUACCAGCUUUGCGGAGACGAUGAAUCGGGGCCAUUUAAGCUCUUUUGCGAUGACUUUCGACCGGGAAAUGUACUUGCAAAUGCGCAGUUUCAGGUAACAGGGGCACUUGACUGGGAAUUCACGUACGCUGCACCAACGGGCUUUGCGUAUAGCCCGCCGUACUGGCUAUUUCUUGAGCUUCCAGAAUAUUGGGCUGACGGCUUGGAUGACUGGAUACAAAACUACGAGAAACUUCUGCCGGUAUUUCUGAGAAUACUGAAGGAGCGAGAGCAAGCUGCUAUUGAUCGACAUGUCCUUAAGGAAAGCGAUCGCUUAUCAGAACAUAUGCUGAAAAGCUGGGAAACAGGUGAUUUUUGGCUGAACUAUGCAGCUAGGAAAAGCUGGGCGUUUGAUAUGAUAUACUGGGCUAAAAUUGAUCGGAGAUUCUUUGGGGAUGGGGAUCUGGAAGAUCGUCUGCAGCUUUUGACCCAAAGCGAAAGGGAGGAAAUGGAUGGUUUCAUUCAGAGAAAGCUGAAGGAGAAGGAAGAGCAUCAAAAUGACCGCCGCAUCUCCUUACUGGGCCAAAUUGAUGGCAAGCAGGGCAUUCUAGUUGCUGAGCGUGCAGCAUUUGCCACAGAGAGCGUUGAAGUUUUGCAAGCAUUCCAUGCAAGUCUAGCUCGAGUACGAAACCUUGGCAACAACGACAUUUACAAAUGGUACAUGGCAUCAACUACGCCCUCGGAAAAUGGCGAUGGCCCACCAGACCUCAAACUGAAUCUGAUAUGGCCGUGCACGGCACAGCAUAUCAAGAAAUACUCGGCUCAGUUGGUGCGGAUGGUGACAGAAACACCGCAAAUCUACAAGGACUACAUUCGUCCGUAUAUGCAGCAAAAGCGCGAACAAGGCAGACUAAACUGGGUUUUCAAUAUCCUCGAGGGCCGCACCGAGCAGGAAGACGUCAUUCUACGGGAUACAGAGCAUGGGCCCAAAGACGGGUUUCUGGUGUUACCGGAUCUGAACUGGGAUCGGAAAACGAUUGGAUCGCUGCACUUGCUUGCACUCGUCGAACGCCGGGAUAUUUGGUCGCUACGUGAUUUGAGAAAGAAGCAUAUUCCUUGGUUGAAAUAUCUAAGGCAGAGACUACUCGAAGCAACGGUUAAGAUAUACCCAGAUCUCGAACAAGACCAGCUGAAGCUAUAUGUGCACUACCAGCCGACAUAUUACCACUUCCACGUCCACAUAGUCAAUGUUAUGCUAGAAGCUGGAACAACACAGUCGGUUGGAAAGGCAUUUGGACUGGAGAAUAUCAUCGGGCAGCUGGAAGCUAUCGCUGGCAAUGACGAGGCAGGCAUGGCGGACACCAGUUUAUCGUAUUUCCUGGGGGAAGAAAGCGAAUUAUGGGCCACAGUACCGACAGAAAACAACCCCGAAGUGAUGUCCCAUCUUGUACAUCAACUAGGUCUCCCAGCAACCUUUGGCUUUUCCGACGUGUACUCCAUCGACGAACCCGAUCUGCUUGCCUUUGUUCCUCGACCUGCAAACGCUUUACUCCUCGUCUUCCCAGUCUCGAAAGCUUACGAAGCCACGCGAGUCGCCGAAGACACCCCGUUGACCGAGUACAAUGGCUCUGGACCUGACGAGCCCGUGAUUUGGUUCAAGCAAACCAUCCGCAACGCAUGCGGUCUUAUUGGCUUAUUACACGCCGUCAGUAAUGGCGAAGUGCGAAAAAAUGUCAUCCCGGGGUCUGAUCUGGAUAACCUGCUGCGCGAAGCAGAAGCUCUGAAACCAAUUGAACGUGCCGACUUGCUGUAUGAAAGUAAGGCGCUGGAAUCCGCGCAUGCAGAUGCCGCAAAACUGGGUGACACGACGGCCCCGGAUGCAGAGGAUAAUGUCGACUUGCACUUUGUGGCCUUUGUCAAGGGAAGCGAUGGGAAGCUUUGGGAGUUGGAUGGACGACGAAAAGGACCGCUCGUGCGAGCUGAACUGACGGCUGAUGAAGAUGUUCUGAGCGACAAGGCACUGGAGCUGGGACCCCGGCGGUUCCUGAGAAAAGAAGCCGAGGGUGGAAAGGGAGAUUUGAGGUUUAGCCUUGUUAGUCUGGGUCCGGUAUUUGACUGA